AAACCGCAGUCGCCAAAACUCUAUGAAAAUCGUGAAAAAUUGCCAAAUGGUUUGAGAGGUUGGUAUGUACAUAGACUUCUUGUAAAUGCUGUUGCAAUGUGGGCUUCACCUCGUUAUGCUUGGUAUAUUUACAGACUUCUUGACGAAAUUCAUAGACAAGAACGUGAAGAGAUGGAAAAGAAACUUCAAGCAAAAGAUGAAGUCAUUGAAGCAAAAGACAAAACCAUACAGAAAAGAAUACCACGUUCGGUACCAAAAGGAAAGGAAAAGAACUAUAAGUAUAUGAUUUAUACUGAAGAGAUGGAAAAUGAAGAAGACAGAGAUAUGGUUAUGUUGCAUUUAGUCAGAAGAAACAACAAAAGCUUUUACGACCUUGCUAAGAUUUACAAAUCUGACAGAAAUUGGUUCUAUCGCGAAAACUUACCGAUUUCAAUGACACCGAAUGAAGAUGUUAAACAGAUAGUUCAAGAUACGUUACCUCAAACACACUAUGAUAUGAAAGGUUGUACAAUACUUACCUUCAAAGAAGAUUUGCCAUUGUUAAAGGAAAAAAUAACAGAGUAUUUCGACAACUUCAAACAAGUAGGGUAA
Molecule: messenger RNA, 591 nt
Organism: Trichomonas vaginalis G3
Lineage: Eukaryota; Parabasalia; Trichomonadida; Trichomonadidae
Product: KilA, N-terminal/APSES-type HTH, DNA-binding family
Exons: 1
Source: RefSeq, a predicted model, not a curated record